AUGCCAGAGAUCUUCAAGCCCAGCUGGUCGUUCGAACAGAUCGGCAUCGGCGGCCUCGACGACCAGCUGUCGGACAUCUUCCGCCGCGCGUUCGCGCCACGCGUGCUUCCGCGCAAUGUCACCCAGGAGCUCGGCAUCGACCCCGUGCGAGGCAUUCUGUUGCACGGGGCGCCUGGGUGCGGUAAGACGCUGAUCGCCAAGAAGCUGGCCAAGGUGCUCAAGAGCAAGAAGCCCAUCUACGUCAAGGGUCCCGAGAUCUUCGACCCGCUGGUGGGCCGCGCCGAAGAGAAGAUCCGCGAGCUGUUCGCGCCGGCGCUGGCCGACUACCGCAAGUUGGGCGAUGACAGCGAGCUGCACGUGGUGAUCAUGGACGAGAUCGACUCCAUCGCCGCCAAGCGCGGCAUGCGCCAGGGCGGCACCGGCGUCGACGAGCGCGUGGUCACCCAGCUCCUCUCCAUUCUCGAUGGCGUCGAGGACAUGAACAACAUUCUGGUCAUCGGCAUGACGAACCGGAUCGACAUCAUCGACCCGGCCAUCCUGCGCCCCGGCCGCCUCGAGAUCCACGUCGAGAUCGGCCUGCCCGACGAGAAGGGCCGGCUGCAGAUCCUCGAGAUCCACACGACGCGCAUGCGCGAGGCCAAGCGGCUGGCGGCGGACGUCGACCUCAAGACCCUCGCGCUGCAGACCAAGAACUUUACCGGCGCCGAGCUGUCGAGCCUGGUCAAGAACGCUUCCGGUACCGAGUGGGGCGAGUGGGGCGAGUGGGGCGAGUGGGGCGAGUGGGGCAAGAAAGUGGUGACUGAUUUGUUUGUAUUGUUUGAAUGGAAUGCAGCGUUUGCGUGUUCGCGCGAGAUCAACGACCCGAUCAACCAGGACCAGGGCAUGGCCAAGGCCAACCCCAUCGUCAACGCCAAGGACUUUGACAAGGCUUUCGACCAAUCCGAGCCCGCAUUCGGCCGCUCGGGCCAGAGCUUCAAGAACUGCAUGCGCAACGGGAUCAUCCACUUCAGUCCCGCCUUCACCGAAGUCCUGGAGGACGCGCGGCUCUUUGUCCAACAGACGGUGACGAGCUCGCACACGAAUCUGGUGUCGGUGCUCCUGGAGGGGGAGCCCGGGUGCGGCAAGACGGCGGUGGCGGCCAUGCUGGCCCUGGAGAGCGGCUUUCCGUUCGUGAAGCUGCUGUCGCCGAAGGACUUCGUCACCUACAACGACGUGGCCCGAUGCCAGCUCAUCAACAGCACCUUCCUCGACGCCCACAAGUCGCCGCUCUCCGUCAUCGUCAUCGACGACAUCGAGCGAUUCCUCAACUACUCGCCUGUGGGACACCGAUACUCGAACGAGAUCCUACAAGCGCUGCUGGUUCUCAUCCGCAAGGAGCCGGCGAACGAGGUACAGCCCACAUGCUCCAUGCGAGGCCUCACAAGGCGGACAGUGCGACUUACGUCAGUCGAAUCAUUCCGUGUACACCAGAACAAGAAGCUGCUCAUCCUGGGCACCACCAGCAAGCGCGAUGUGCUUGAGGCCCUGGAGCUGAGCCAGAUGUUCGAUUCUGUUCUGCGCCUGCCCACCAUCACCAAGGGCGAGGAGAUGGCCCGCGUGCUGGCCGAAAUCGAGGGCUACUCGGAGGCGGACAUCAAGGAGAUCACGCGGCUGCACAAGGAGGGACAGGCGGUGCCCGUCCGCAAGCUGUUCCUUGUCGCCGAGCGCGCCCUGCAGGAGUCCCGGGGCAAGGCCAAGAGCGUGGUCGAGUGCUUCUUCAAGUGCAUGCUCGACUACGGCCUGCGCCGCAAUAGUCGACAUUACAAAUAG
Acanthamoeba castellanii str. Neff is the source of this 1809-nucleotide messenger RNA. Its product is annotated as N-ethylmaleimide-sensitive factor isoform 4, putative. Gene Ontology annotation, biological process: Golgi to plasma membrane protein transport; intra-Golgi vesicle-mediated transport; SNARE complex disassembly. Gene Ontology annotation, cellular component: Golgi stack. NCBI's taxonomy places the organism in Eukaryota, Discosea, Longamoebia, Acanthamoebidae. The transcript has 7 exons. The record is from RefSeq and is a predicted model, not a curated record. The coding region runs from base 1 to 1809 and encodes 602 amino acids. Gene Ontology annotation, molecular function: ATP binding; ATP hydrolysis activity.